Messenger RNA from Heteronotia binoei (common prickly gecko), 5498 nucleotides. It is a transcript of the gene SHANK3, whose product is annotated as SH3 and multiple ankyrin repeat domains 3. NCBI's taxonomy places the organism in Eukaryota, Metazoa, Chordata, Lepidosauria, Squamata, Gekkonidae. The record is from RefSeq and is a predicted model, not a curated record. Gene Ontology annotation, molecular function: ionotropic glutamate receptor binding; synaptic receptor adaptor activity. Gene Ontology annotation, cellular component: dendritic spine; postsynaptic membrane; postsynaptic density.
GAGCGCGGAGAGCAGCCUCAAAGAGGAGACCCUGUAUGAUACCAUCAAGCCCCCCGGCGCCGGCAGCGGCCCCCGCAGCCCCCAGCCGGCCUCCCCGCCCGGGCGCAUGGACGAGCCGCCCGCCCCCCACGCCCUGGUCGUGCGCAUCGGCAUCCCCGACCUCCAGCAGACGAAGUGUUUGCGGCUGAAUCCCGAUGUCCCCAUCUGGGUCUCCAAGCAACGGAUCCUCUGCACCUUGAACCACAGCCUGAAGGACGUGCUGAAUUAUGGCCUCUUCCAGCCAGCCUUCAACGGCAGGGCUGGGAAGUUCCUGGACGAGGAACGGCUGCUGAGGGAAUACCCCCUGAACCCGGACACGCCAGUCCCGUAUCUGGAGUUCCGGUACAAGAGGCGAGUGUACACCCAGAGCCUGCUGGACGACAAGCAGUUUGCCAAGUUGCACACCAAGGCAAAUUUGAAGAAGUUUAUGGAGUAUGUGCAGACGCUGAAUGUCGAGAAGGUCAGCCGGCUGCUGGAGAAGGGACUGGACCCCAACUUCCACGACCCGGACACUGGAGAAUGCCCCCUGACACUGGCUGCACAGCUGGACUACAGCGCCGAGGUGAUCAAAGCCUUGAGGAAUGGGGGAGCCCACCUGGAUUUCCGGACGCGGGAGGGGAUGACGGCGCUCCACAAGGCUGUCCGGUGCCGGAACCACAGUGCCCUGAUGACGCUGUUAGACCUGGGGGCCUCUACAGAUUACAAGGACAGCCGCGGAUUAACGCCUCUGUACCACAGUGCCAUGGUGGGAGGAGACCCCUACUGUUGCGAGCUGCUCCUGCACGACUACGCCAAGGUGGGCUGCGUGGAUGAGAAUGGCUGGCAGGAGAUCCACCAGGCCUGUCGCUAUGGGCAUGUGCAGCACUUGGAGCAUCUUCUCUUCUACGGGGCUGACAUGACUUCCCAGAAUGCCUCGGGGAACACUGCCCUCCACGUCUGUGCUCUCUACAACCAGGAGAGCUGUGCUCGGGUGCUUCUGUUCCGUGGGGCCAGCAAGGAUAUCCGGAACUACAACAGCCAGACGGCAUUCCAGGUGGCCAUCAUUGCCGGGAAUUUUGAACUGGCCGAAAUCAUCAAAACUCACAAAGAGUCCGAUGUUGUGCCUUUUAGAGAGACUCCCAGCUACACGAAGAGGAGACGGCUCAUCGGGGUGGGCGGCCUCUCCUCCCCCCGCCUGCUGCAGCGGUCCGCGAGCGACAACAACUUGAAGGCCGAGAGCCGCCCGUCCUACUCUCCGGUGCCCUCACUCCGCAGCCUGCCCCAACAGCUGCUGGCUCAGAUGCAGGAAGAAGAGAGAGAAGGGCCCAGGGAAGGCUGAGAAGAAGACGACCCUUCUCCUCCUAGCAAGGGUCGGGGUGGGCACCAGGACAGAAGCCCGAGCGGCCCGGGGGGGGCGCCGGGGGCCGGGCCGGGCGUGGAGCCCACCCCGCACGCCGCCCCGGCCCCGCUGCGGGGGCCCAAGAGGAAGCUCUACAGCGCCGUGCCCGGACGCCGCUUCAUCGCCGUCAAGAGCUACGCGCCCCAGGGCGACGGCGAGAUCCACCUCCACCGCGGCGAGGCCGUCAAGGUGCUCAGUAUCGGAGAAGGAGGCUUUUGGGAAGGGACUGUGAAGGGACGGACUGGCUGGUUCCCCGCAGAAUGUGUCGAAGAAGUGCAGAUGCGGCAGUAUGACCCACGGCAAGAAACACGAGAAGACAGGACUAAGCGCCUCUUCCGACACUACACGGUGGGCUCCUACGACAACUUCACCUCUCACAGCGACUACAUCAUCGAGGAGAAGGCGGCCGUCCUGCAGAAGAGGGAGCAUGAGGGCUUCGGCUUCGUCCUGCGAGGGGCCAAAGCGGAGACUCCAAUUGAGGAGUUCACACCAACACCUGCUUUCCCAGCGCUCCAGUACCUGGAAUCUGUGGAUGUGGAGGGUGUGGCCUGGCGAGCAGGACUUCGCACAGGAGACUUCCUGAUUGAGGUGAACGGUGUCAAUGUGGUGAAGGUGGGUCACAAGCAAGUGGUGUCGCUCAUCCGCCAAGGGGGGAACCACCUGGUAAUGAAAGUGGUCUCCGUCAGUCGCAAGCCAGAGUCGGAGGACAUUGUACGGAAGAAAGCCCCGCCGCCGCCCAAGAGGGCCCCCAGCACCACGCUGACCCUGCGCUCCAAGUCCAUGACCGCUGAGCUGGAGGAGUUGGCCUCGAUGCGGAGGAGGAAAGGGGAGAAGCUGGAUGAAAUUUUGGCAGCGGCUGAACCUGCACUGAGAGCGGACAUUGUGGAAGCGGAUUCCAGGGCAGCCACGGUGAAGCAGCGGCCGACCAGCCGGCGCAUCACUCCCGCGGAGAUCAGUUCACUGUUUGAGCGCCAAGGGAUGGCAGCGCAUGCUGGGCCAGAUAAACCCCACAUUUCGCUACGCAAAGGAAUUCCACGGACAAAAUCUGUAGGUGAAGAUGAGAAAUUUGCUGCCUCCAUAAUGGAUGGGAAAUUUCCCAGAAGCACCUCAAUGCAAGAUACUGUCAGAGAAGGGCCUGGCAUCCCACCCCCACCUCAGACUGCUCCACCCCCUCCACCUUCCCCUUAUUAUUUUGACACGGGCGCACCCCCCUCCUUCUCCCCCCCUCCGCCCCCAGGAAGAGUCUAUGACACCAUCCGGUCCAGCUUUAAGCCCAGCUUGGAGGCCAAGCUUCACGGGUUGCCCCAGGUCAUCAGUGCCGCAGAGAUGUACGACCAAGCAAGGACUCCUGUCCCUUACCCCGAAAGGCAGAAACGGGCCCGUUCCAUGAUCAUCCUGCAGGACUCCUCCCACAUCCCCGUGGAACCCACCGACAUCCCCCGGCCCGGCCCUUCUGCCACACCCCCCGAGAAGCUGAAGCGGAAGGGCCGGGUGGUCGACAACCCCUACGCCAACAUGGGCCAGUUCAACGUCAGCCUCUUUGCCCCCACCAAGCCCCAGAGGAAGAAGAGCCCCUUGGUGAAGCAGCUGCAGGUGGAAGACGCCCAGGAGCGAGCAGCGUUGUCCGUGGCGGGGGGCUUCGCUCGGGAGCCGUCCCCCACCCGACGCAGCCACCGCCUGAGCGGCAUGGAGUACCAGUCGCAGGUGGACCCCGCCAGCCUCCCCUUCACCACUGCCAUCGCGGGAGUCAUGAAGGACAGGGAGCGACGCCUGGAUGAGAAGCGGAAAUCCACUGUCUUCCUCUCCGUCGGGGCCAUCGAGGGGAGCCCCCCCACCAUCGAAAUGCCAUCUCUGCAGCAGUCGCGGUCCAUCGACGAACGGCUGCUGGGGAGCCGGGAUGUGCUCCUGCCUUCGCCCGUCUCAGCUUUAAAGCCAUUGAUCAGCAGCUCCUCCUCGACAUUCAUCCACCCGCUCACGGGGAAGCCCUUGGACCCCAACUCUCCGCUGGCACUUGCGCUGGCCGCAAGGGAGCGGGCGCUGUCCACCCAGGUCCCCUCCAGAGGGCCCACCCCGAUCCACAGCCCAGACUCCGAACGUGCCGCACCCCUGUUUGUGGACAUCCAAACCAAAGAGCAAGAGAGGGGGGAGCUGGAGGGGCUCGUCUCACCUGCGUAUUCGCCUGGGGCCAAGGCACCAACUCCGGGCACCUUGACUCCCACACAAAGCCACUGGGGGAUACCAACAACUGUGAGGAAAGAGGGCGAGGCACGAGCCGAGACGCCUGUCAAAGAGGAGAAGAAAGCUGAGGACAAGAAGUCUAUGAUCAUCAGCAUCGUGGACACGUCCCAGCAGAAGACAGCGGGUCUCAUCAUGGUGCACGCGACCAGCAACGGCCAAGACCUUGGGCUGGAGAUGAAGGAGGAGAAGCCGCCCGUCCCAGAGGCUGGUGCAGAGCCUGCUGAGGUGCCCGCCGUCCCUGAGGCCCACCCCAGCCCCGUGGCGAAGGCUCCCAUCAGCCCAGUCUCUGACAAGACUCUCGGACAAGGCAGUUCAGAAGAAGAAGUGGAGCCGUACACGGUCACACUGCCACCUGCCCAGCUGUCUUCGAGUGACGAGGAGACCAGGGAGGAGCUGGCCAGGAUCGGUCUGGUCCCUCCCCCGGAUGAGUUUGCAAACGGGGUCCUGGUCACCACCCCCGGCACACCUAUCAGCCAGCUGGCUGCUCCAGCAGUUGCCACGCCAUCCAUGCCAGCGGCAGCAGUAGCACCUUCUACCACUGGUGGAACACCCUCAGGGAAGCCCUCUGAUGCCCCCACAGCCCCGGAGUCUGCCGCAGACUCAGGAGUGGAAGAGGUGGACACCAGAAGUUCAAGUGACCAUCAUCUGGAGACCACAAGCACCAUCUCCACCGUCUCCAGCAUGUCCACAUUGUCCUCAGAGAGUGGGGAGCCCACUGAUACAUACACUUCCUUUGCGGACGGACAAACUUUUAUACUCGAGAAGCCACCAGUGCCUCCAAAGCCAAAACUCAAGUCCCAGCUCAGCAAGGGGCCGGUUACUUUCAGGGACCCACUUCUGAAGCAGUCUUCGGACAGCGAGCUAAUCUCCCAGCAACACGCGGCCAUCCUGGCUUCCGCCAGCAUUGGCCGGCCACGCUACCUCUUCCAGCGAAGGUCCAAGCUGUGGGGGGACCCCCUGGACAGCAGGCCAAUCCAUGGGGCUGAGGAUGACAAACCAACUGUGAUUAGCGAGCUGAGCUCUCGGCUUCAGCAGCUGAACAAGGACACGCGCUCCUUGGGGGAGGAGCCCGCGGGGGGUGUGAUAGACCCCGGAAAGAAGUCCCCGGUGGUUGCAGCACGACUUUUCAGUAGUUUAGGAGAACUGAGCACCAUUUCCCAGCGGAGCUCCGGCACCACCUACACCGUGCGUCCCGGAAGCCGCUACCCUGUAACCCGCCGCACCCCCAGCCCGGUGAAGCCCACCCUGGAUCGGACAGACCCGCUCAGCACCAUGCGGCCCUACGGGCUCACCCCGCCCACCAUCCUCAAAUCUUCCAGCCUCUCCAUCCCCCACGAGCCCAAGGAGGUGCGCUUUGUGGUGAGGAGUGUGAGCGCCCGUAGCCGGUCCCCUUCGCCCUCGCCCUCCCCGGGACCCCCCCUGCACACCCUCCACCCCCCUCGGCCCUUCACGCAGAAGCCCCUGCACCUGUGGAACAAGUACGACGUCGGGGACUGGCUGGAAAGCAUCAACCUCGUCGAGCACCGGGACAAGUUUGAGGACAACGAGAUCGAGGGCACCCACCUGCCCGCCCUGACUAAGGAGGACUUUGUGGAGCUGGGGGUGACGCGGGUUGGGCACCGCAUGAACAUUGAGCGGGCUCUCAAGCCACUGGUCGACAGCUGACCGUUCUGGGCGGCCCUGGGGGGCUUUUCCGGGGCCGACUCGCUCACGGGCGGGGGGCCACGUCUCCUAGACUAGGAAACAGGAACCCUUCGGAUUCUCUUUCUACUCUGACCACUGCACUGAAGGGCGGGGAGUGGGUGAGGACCCCCCUCCCUUUCCCCCUCUCUCUCUCCCUCCC